Messenger RNA from Thermothielavioides terrestris NRRL 8126, 2142 nucleotides. RefSeq lists its product as uncharacterized. The transcript is spliced from 4 exons. NCBI's taxonomy places the organism in Eukaryota, Fungi, Ascomycota, Sordariomycetes, Sordariales, Chaetomiaceae. The record is from RefSeq and is a predicted model, not a curated record. The coding region runs from base 1 to 2142 and encodes 713 amino acids.
AUGCAGUCAGACAAAAAUCCCUUCAGCUCAUGUCCGGAGCCAGGUGCCGCGAUGGCCGACUUCCUCCCGAUUCCGGCACCCAAUCCCGUAGAUGGAAGCUCCCAAGAUCAGGAGAGCUUCGAUACGUCUGACAACCAUCCUACUUUCUCACACGCUGUAGCGACUGAAGCCCAAGACGACCACGGGCACGUGCAGCAACACCCCGAGAAAGACGUGCUGAAUUUGGGCUGGAACGAGAGGAAGGAGGCCAUCGCGGCGCCGCUAAUCGGCGGCAUGGAUAACGAAGAACUAUGGAUGCUAACUCGCCGGUUUAACAAGCAAAUCUACAAUGUCAAGGCCACCCCUUCCCCUCCUCCUGGAGGCCUGGAUCUGUACAUCGCGGACGAUGAGGAGUUCUCGCCAGACAAGCUGCGCGCCAACGUCGAGCGUCUCUACAUGACUGUCGGCGUUGGUAUGCUGGCGGCGGUCAAGCAUGUUGCUCGCUUGCGGUCCUGGCGCGAAACCCAGCGGACGGCGUGCUUCGCCACGGCGUACUUCGUCGCCUGGAUCUUCGAUUUCCUCGUUCCUCUUCUCUCGGCUGUGUUGGUGGCUCUCAUCGGUGUUCCGCAGAUACGCGGCAUUCUGUUUCCGCCUGCUCCCGUCGCGCUCGUUGACAGCAAGACUGGCGGCGUGCAGAAGCCACAGGCUGGUGUGCUGGGCAGCCACGACAGCGCAACGGGCGCCCCGGAAAAACACAAGGGCGAGGCAGUUGAGCAGGAGGCAAGCAGCUUUGUCAGGGGCAUUGCCUCUGUCGCCAUGGGCAGCGCUGCCGGUAAACACCCUCAGGGGGUUCCCGACUCGGAUAAGACCGCGGCGAUUGACGCGGCCCCUGACCCAACAGCUCUCGCCACCAGCACCGCUGAUGCCAAGGACGUGGCCAGCGGCGGGAAAACCGGGGCCAUGCAGGAUAAGACCAAGGUUCCGAUGGAGACCAUGAUGUGGAACAAGAUGCGGCCCAUCAUGCACACUCUGGGCACCAUUGCCGACACCUGGGAGCGACUUGCAAACGCCUUAUCCCCCAUCCCGCUCUUCCCCUCCGGAGUCUACCGUCUGCGACUUGUCGCAGUCAUUCUCCCCUUUGUCUUUGGCGCCUCCCUCUUCGUCACCCCCUACCUCUUCCUCAAAGUCAUUUCCUUUUUCAUCGGCUUCCUCUUCUUCGGCGACCCCAUCCUCUCCCGCGUCUUCGCCUGGCUCAACCGCACCAUCCCCGGUUGGCAGAAGCUGUUCCAACCGCGCAACACCCUCCUCAAAGGCGUGCCCACCAACGCCCAGCUGACCCUGACCCUCCUCCGGCACGGGGAAGCCCACAACGCGCCGCUCCCGCCGCCGCCACGCACCACCUCCCCACCGCCCUCAUCACCCGCCCCGCUAACAGAUUCCCACCUCCGCGCAGCCGGCACCGACGCCCCGCUGAGCGCCACCACAGCGGAGCUCAACGCCGCCACCACCCCCGAUACCAGCCCCAACCCACCACCCCCUCCCAGUGCCGACGGCGGCGGCGGGGAAGCCGACACCGACGCCUCGCCCAGCAGCGCCGAGCACGGCCCCAACAAACCCGGCAGCACGAUCCUAGGCCUAUUAAAGGGCACAACAAAAGCGCUGGUGCAGUUGGCGGUGGGAACCGACACGCUGCGUGCCAAGGUGGGGAACAAGCCGGCGCGGCACCGGCUCGGGGUGAUCGCGGCGGCCGCGGGCGCAGGCGGACAGCAGGGGACCGGCGGGGAGCCGGUGGAGUUUGAAGCGCGGUACGAAGGGGACAAGGGGCGGGUGUACAUCUCCGGGUGCCAGGGCGGGACGGUGCCGGUUGUGGCGUUCGCGAAGGGGGAGAGGGCGGGGACGGUGCGGAUUGCGGGGCGGGAGAGGGAGGAUGUGCGGGCGGAGUGGAGCGUGCCGGUGGCGGAGGUGGCGGAGCUGGGGAAGAUUGGGGGGUAUGGGUGGAAGGCGAAGCUGGUGGUUGGGUGGUCGAUGGAGAGGGAGGUGAAGGAUGGGUUGGUCAUUCGGACGCAGCAGGGGCAGGAGUAUAUGGUCACGGCGGUGCCGUUGCGGGAUGAGCUGUUCAAUCGGUUGGUGGCCAUGGGCGGGCAGAAGUGGGUGGCUUAUUGA